Messenger RNA from Scutellospora calospora, 622 nucleotides. Lineage: Eukaryota; Fungi; Glomeromycota; Glomeromycetes; Diversisporales; Gigasporaceae. The record is from the annotation of a GenBank genome assembly.
AUUCACCUGAUCAUAUGCAUAUAUUAGAGGAUAAUGAAAAGCUUAAACAAUUAAAGGUAGUUCAGGUUUUAGUUGAGAGGGAAGCUGUAAAAAACUAUUUGCUCCUAGUAAUAGUUAAUACUGUUAAAGAAUAUAGAACAGAGAAAUUAGAUCUUAAGAGAAGCCUAAAAGAAUUAAAGUGCAAGAAGAUGCCUCAGUACUUUUUUAUUAAUCAAAGCAACGUAAAAUCCAAUGCUAUCAAGUUGGCUUUCUCAGGUCUUCAAGUGGAUAAGCAAGAAUAUGAUCAAGAUAUACAAAAGUUAUGGACGCAAGGAUUUUUCGGAAAAGGAAAUUUAUCGAGAAGUGAGCCUACUUUUGAGUGGAGGAGGAAUUCGAAUGUAUCCAUUCAAGAACAUUUACAUCUUACAACUGAAGAAGCAUUUUUUUUAAAUUUUGGGCUUGGAUGUUUAGAAAUCUAUGAUACUAAUGACGAUUCACCACUAACAAAAUUGGAUAAUCCAUUCAUUAUUCGAUAUGUUGCAUAUCAUUAUUUUCGUAGUUUGGGAUGGGUUGUCAAGGGUGGUAUGAAAUUCGGUUGUGAUUACGUGUUGUACGAAAAAGGUCCUGUAUUUAAACAUGCAGA